AUGAGAAUACCGUUGGAGUUAUUGCCGCUGGGCGGCUUUUCUGUUCUUGAUCGCUUCUUACACACCACAGAUGGUACAAGUCCCGCAUCCUGCCCUUCUGGCUUACCACUGACGUGUUCCAAUCACACAAUUAUCGAUGAUUCAUGCUGUUUCGAGUAUCCUGGCGGAGUAAUGAUGCAGACACAGUUUUGGGACUACAGCCCGCCAAGAGGGAUGGAGUCCGGGCACUGGAGUGACGAACUGGAGAAGCAGUUAGGGCCAAAUACCUCCUUUACAAAUCAUGGACUCUGGCCAGACAAUUGCGACGGCGGAUACCAGCAGUUUUGCGACAAUUCGAGGCAAAUCGAUGAUGUGUACAACUUGCUGAAGUCGAAACAAUUCAACCACGAAGGUCUCGAAAUACAAGGCGAAGAAUUGUUGGAUCGAAUGAGCAAGCUCUGGAAGAGUAACACCGGUGACCACGAGUCUUUGUGGAUCCACGAGUUCAACAAACACGCCACUUGCAUCAAGACGUUGAAACCUCAAUGUUACGCUCGGUGGGACGGGGACGAAGCAAAAGUCACGGAUGACUACAACAAAAAAGGGGUAUAUGACUAUUACAGAAUUGCAAUGAAGCUAUAUGAGAGUCUAGACAGUUUUAAAGCACUUGAAGACAAUGGCAUUACUCCAUCCACCACGAAGAGUUAUACUCGCGACGAAAUCAGUAAGGCAUUGAGCUCUGCAUUCAACGGAAAGAAAACGUUCUUCAAAUGCGAUCGUAAUAGAGGGCUGAACGAGAUUUGGUACUACCAUUUACUGCAGGGAAGCUUUCUGGGCGAAGAGUUCCAUGCCAUUGACGCUAUAGGCGCUUAUUCUAACUGCCCAGCCGACGGAAUCAUGUUCUAUCCCAAGGGUUACAGACCAGGUAGUGGGGGCCAGCCAGGAAGACCAGGGAAUGGUAAUCGCGGAACUAGAGGCAUCAUUCGCGUGAGCGGUUUUCAAGGUUCUAUUAUAAGAAACGGACACUGGAUGUCAGGCGGAACUCCUGCCAACUUUGACCUUAUUAAAGCGCCUUUUGGGAACUUUCAUCUAAAGUCUAGAACAGGCUACUGUGGACCGGACAAUCGUCAUAAUAACGCAUUAGUUUGUAACAAAGGUGUGGGAAAUGCUGCCCAGUUCGAGUACGACGAAUCGAAGGGGUAUUUGGGUCUUUCGGGCAGCUAUGAGUGGUACGCUGACGAAUACCCACGAGGUCGCCAGCAGUCAUUGGUGUAUGCUGGCCACUCUGAAGAAUCGAAAUACCCAAUGAAACUAAAAUUUGUAAAACUACACUAA
Molecule: messenger RNA, 1314 nt
Organism: Lachancea nothofagi CBS 11611
Lineage: Eukaryota; Fungi; Ascomycota; Saccharomycetes; Saccharomycetales; Saccharomycetaceae
Source: the annotation of a GenBank genome assembly